Messenger RNA from Miniopterus natalensis, 1751 nucleotides. RefSeq names its product NHERF family PDZ scaffold protein 4 (gene NHERF4). Lineage: Eukaryota; Metazoa; Chordata; Mammalia; Chiroptera; Miniopteridae. Gene Ontology annotation, molecular function: signaling receptor binding; protein-membrane adaptor activity. Gene Ontology annotation, cellular component: apical plasma membrane. The record is from RefSeq and is a predicted model, not a curated record. Gene Ontology annotation, biological process: protein localization to plasma membrane.
CCUACCCUGAGCGCUGGGUUGUUGAUCCAGCUAUGGAGGCAGCUGCAGAUCUCCAGGACACAGCUUUGCUAACUCCGAGGUUUGAGUUUAACCCGAAGUUGGGCAUUGAUAAUCCUGUCCUGUCCCUGGCUGAAGAUCAUGACCCCUCUGAUCUCUGGCGCCUGGAGCGGCCUCGCUUCUGUCUGCUGAGUAAAGAGGAGGGCAGGAGCUUUGGCUUCCACCUACAGCAGGAGCUGGGCAGGGCCAGCCAUGUGGUGUGCAGGGUGGAGCCAGGCACCUCUGCCCAGCGGCAGGGUCUCCGGGAAGGAGACCGGAUCCUGGGGGUGAACAACCGUGUUGUGGAGCAUGAAGACUCUGAGGUGGUGGUGCGCUGCAUCCGGGCCAGUGGCCCACGGGUGUUGCUGACAGUGUUGGCGCAGCAUGCACACGACCUGGCCCGAGCUCAGCAGGGGAGUGCUGCCCUUCUCUGUCCUACUCUCAGCCCUGGGGUCCGGCCCCGUCUGUGCCACGUAGUGAAAGAUGAGGGUGGUUUUGGCUUUAGUGUCACCCAUGAACAUCAGGGCUCUUUCUGGUUGGUGCUGAGUUCUGGAGGAGCAGCAGAGAGGGCAGGGGUGCCCCCUGGGGCCCGACUGUUAGAAGUGAAUGGGGUCAGUGUGGAGAAGUUGACUCAUAACCAACUCAGCAGGAAGCUUUGGCAGAGUGGAGAGCAGGUGACCCUGCUGGUGGCAGGGCCAGAGGUGGAGGAACAGUGUCGCCAGCUGGGAAUGCCUCUGGCUGCACCCCUGGCAGAGGGCUGGGCCCUGCCCACCAAGCCCCGCUGUCUGCACCUAGAGAAAGGGCCCCAGGGCUUCGGAUUCUUGCUCCGGGAGGAAAAGGGCCUUGGUGGUCGCCUCGGGCAGUUCCUAUGGGAGGUGGACCCAGGAUUGCCAGCUGAGAGGGCUGGGAUGCAGGCUGGGGACCGGCUGGUGGCUGUGGCUGGGGACAGCGUGGAGGGGCUGGGUCAUGAGGAGAUCGUGUCCAGGAUCCGGGCGCAGGGCUCCCGUGUCUCCCUCACCGUCGUUGACCCUGAGGCUGACCGCUUCUUCAGCAUGGUUCGUUUGUCCCCGCUCCUCUUCCUGGAGAGCACAGAGGCUCCUACCUCUCCCCUGAACACCUGCUCAGCCUCUCCGGUUGAGACCAAGGACCCACCAGUUAAAGACACAGCUGUGCCUCCUGUCCCAAGUGGCUCCCGCCAGUGCUUAUUGUACCCUGGGCCUGGCGGUGGCUAUGGCUUCCGACUCAGCUAUGUGGCCAGUGGGCCCUGUCUCUUUAUCUCUCAGGUGACUCAAGGAGGCUCAGCUGCCCGGGCAGGGCUGCAAAGGGGAGAUGUGAUUCUGGAGGUGAAUGGGUUUUCUGUGGAUGGAGAGAAUGACCUGGAAAGGCUUCAACAGCUGGCUGAGGCUGAGCCACCUCUGUGCUUGAAGCUGGUGACCAGGUCUCUGCAGGACUUGGAAGCAUGGAUUCCCCCAGAGUCUGUAGAGGAGUGGACUGGAGCCUCGGAGCUGCUCUAGUGCUGCCCUCCUGGCACAGACCUACCUGGUAGCUUUCCUGUCUUCACUUUCCAGCCGGAGGUGGUAGGAGCUGAACUCUUUAAGCCAGAAAUGGGACCUCUAGGACUCUGGACAAUCACAGGCUGGCCCAGAGCCUCCCUUCCUUCCUUCCCACAGGCCCACCUCCCAGGAGAGGGUGUGGUCAGAGGCCUCAGGUGGGCC